Tarenaya hassleriana is the source of this 1456-nucleotide messenger RNA. RefSeq lists its product as uncharacterized. The transcript is spliced from 3 exons. The record is from RefSeq and is a predicted model, not a curated record. Lineage: Eukaryota; Viridiplantae; Streptophyta; Magnoliopsida; Brassicales; Cleomaceae. Gene Ontology annotation, cellular component: nucleolus; site of double-strand break; checkpoint clamp complex. Bases 235 to 1194 code for a protein of 319 amino acids. Gene Ontology annotation, biological process: nucleotide-excision repair; mitotic intra-S DNA damage checkpoint signaling; double-strand break repair via homologous recombination.
AAAACAAAAAGGAAAUUCUUGGCGCCUUUGUAGGUUUCUGAUUUUCCCCCUCUUUCGAUCAUUUGAAGCAAAAAUUCGAUUUUCUCGCUCGAAUUUUCUUCGUUCUGGGAGGCGACGUCGACAACACUCGCAUUUGGUUUAACUUUGGUGGAAUUUGGUAAGAAUUUGACGGAUCCGUAUUUCGCUGUCCUGUUGCGCUGAUUCCGGCAUCUGGCUUUGCUAACACUUUCUGGGAUGAAGUUCAAGGCAUUUUUGACUGAAAGCGGUGUGAAUCUCUUGGAGAGGAGAUUCCUUCCGGCCUUCGACAAAAUGGGUAAGACGUGCCAUCUUUUCCUCACGAGAGAACACUUGUUCUUCCUCCACAACCUUCUCAAUGGCGAUGGGGUGCAAUGCAUAGCUCAGUUCCGCAAAGAAGUUCUCUUCGACGAUUAUCGUAUAUCCAGCCAGAAUGAGGAUCGAAUCGCCUUUUCCUUGGACGUAUCCCUUCUGUACCGAGCAGUGAGGAGCAGUGUCAGCAUUUGUACUGAAUUCAGUGGCGGGUCGGCUCCUAACAGAUUGCAGAUCAAACUGGUGAAGAAGCUGCCUCCUAAUUGUACUCAGCCAAUGCCAUUUCUCACGUUUGAAACCAAGGGCUACAAAUCCGCAGUUAUUCAAGAUGUGCCCAUCUCGAAACCGUUAUCUAGGUCUCAGGUCCUCGAGCUACAGACAGCUCUCGAUUCAGCUCAAGAUCUGCCCCCGACCCUUGUUCAAGUGCCGGACCCGAAUCAGUUGCAGAUCUAUGUAGAUCGAAUGAAACAUGUCGGGGACGUCCUAAAUGUCUCGAUAAGCAAGUAUGGUGACCUGCAGGUGCAAAUCUCGACGACCUUAAUCAGGCUUGGCACUGAAUUCCAAAAGCUUUCGGUCAUUGGCGAGAAAUCUCAGGCUCCAGUGGAGGAUCGAAACUUGAGUGCACAGACUCGGUCCGAGAGGGCAAUCGCGAGAGGAGAUGCUCAGUCCGUGCAGGUGAGUGUAAAGCAUUUUUCGAAGAGCCUUCAGUGUCACUUGGCCAAACCCGACAGUGCUUUCUAUGGGAUCGCUCCACAGGGCGCUUGCCUUACUGUUAUUUUCCAGUUCUUCGUUCCCGGGACCCGUCAGACGGAUAAAUCCGUGAGUUUUCACUGCCGGCUUCCUGUCCUGGAUCCAGGUUCAAACUGAUAUCUAAUCUACCUUUUGCAGGUUACAAACUCUAAGGUCGCAACAAGAUUUGUAUGUUCUGGUUUUUAUCUUUAUGCAUCUGUAAAUCUCCAUGAUUACAGACAGAUCUCAGGGCUUGUUUUUGUUGUGUCCUUGUCCUCUGAAUCGAUCAACCCAGAUUGGCAAUGGCCUCAUUUGUCGGUUUUCCGGUUUGAGAGUGUAACUAAGCAAAUUUCAUUACCACAUUUUCGACAAUUUAUUUGAUUAUGCUCUUUGUCUUGUA